UUGGACAUCACGGCACAUCAGCCCGGAAAGGGGCGUGUUCGUGCGCCCCGAUUGGCCGUGGUUUGGUGGGGGCGGAGCGGGCAGGCGCGGGCUGGGAGCUGCGGCGGCGGGCAGAAUGGGUUCUCGCCGCUGUCUCCGCUAAGGCGCGCUCGCGUGGGUACCCGGCCGGCCCGCAGUGCCGCGCGGAGCAUGAAGGGCGGCCCGGGCAGCGGCACCAUGCAGGAAACCUUCGGCUGCGUCGUUGCCAAUCGCUUUCACCAGCUACUGGACGACGAGUCGGACCCGUUCGACGUCCUGCGCGAGGCCGAGCGCAGGCGCCAGCUGCAGCUGCCGCGCAGGAAGCGCGACGAGGCGGGAGCCACGGCCCAGGGGCCCAAGGCGGGCGGCGCCGGCGGCCGCAAGGGGUCCCGCAAGGAGCGCAAGGGUCCCGUAGCCCCCGCGAGCCCUGGCGGGGCCCUGCCACCGCCGCCGCUCCAGUCACUGCAGGCAGGCCAGGGACGCACUCCUAGAAGAGGGGAGCUACAAGGAUGGAACGACAGCCGGGGGCCAGACGUGACACUGGACAGAACAGAGCGGCGAUCCUACCGGGAAUAUCGACCCUACGAGACCGAACGGCAGGUGGACUUCACAGCUGAGAAGUACACAGAUGGGGGGCCGGUGGACAGGUUUGAUCGAGACGGAGCACCCAGAGGCCGUGGGGGCCCCAGAGGGGGCCUGCGGGGCCGAGGCCGAGGCAUUGGCGGGCCCGGGAACAGAGCUUUCGACACGUUUGACCCGAGAGGGAAACGAGAUUUUGAAAGAUACAGUGGGAAUGAUAAAUUAGCAUUCAGACCUGAGGACAGCAUGGGUGGGUGUGGAGCUCGCACCUGGGGGUCAGGAAAAGACUCGAGCAACCUGGAGCUGAGCGGCCUGAUGGAAGAGAGCUCAGCGAUGGAGGUGGCCCAGGGCACCCUGGAGGAGGACUCUCCAGCCAGAGUUUCUGAGUUGGAGGUAGAAGAGGAAACUCAAGUUUAUGAGAUGACCUUGGACGAAUGGAAAAAUCUUCAAGAACAGACCAGACCAAAACCUGAAUUUAACAUCCGGAAACCAGAGUCUACAGUUCCUUCCAAAGCAGUGGUGAUUCAUAAGUCAAAAUACAGAGAAGAUAUAGUGAAGGAUGACAGUGAGGAAGAUGCCCACGUUUUCCGGAAAGCUGCCAACGACAUCACUUCCCAGCUGGAGAUCAACUUCGGGAACCUCCCUCGUCCCGGACGUGGGGGCCGAGGGGGUAUUCGGGGCGCCCGGGGGCGGCCCCGCAGGGUGGACAACUACGGCCCCAGAGCAGAAGUGGUGACGCAGGACAUUGCCCCCAACCCUGACGACCCUGAAGACUUCCCUGCUCUGGCAUGAAUGGGGCCCCCCAGAAGUUCCCCACCUACGCGGAGACCCUGAGAGCAAUAGAUGUCGCUUCCCCGUGUCACCUGAAGUUGGCUGCCCUCUUUCUUGGUCUGAGGGUGUGGGGCGCAGAGGCUCCUCACCCACCGCCCCCUUGAGGGGUUUCUGUCAGGCACUUUCCAAGCAGGCAGAACCGCUUUCUUAAGGAUUUCCAAAGGAAGUCCAGGAAUGACAUUAAAAGUAUAUAUAGAGAGACUGUAUGAGGCCUCCACCAAAGCCUGGAGAGUAGCAGCUGUAAAAUAGCAUCUCUGGAGACCACUUAGUAAGCUGUAUAGUUCCUAGACACUGGACAGAGCCCGCCCCGUAUCCCAGGAAAUAAGACUUGUAACUGCUAGUUCACAGCAGCCGCAGCCUAGUGCAGUGUUCACUGUAAAUGCCCUGCCAUCCGAAAUUCCCAGUUCGCAUUUCCAUUCAGCCACUAACUCCAAGCAGCCAUUGUACAGCUAAGGUCACCACUGUGUGACAAAGAAAUAGAAAAAGUACUGAUUUUUAAUGGUGAUAUAAACUACCUCGUGGUUUGUAUGUGUGUGAACACACUCGGUCUAUAUAGUACAUGUGUACGUGCAUAAUUAGCAUUUGUUGGUUUUUAGGACAGGUAUGAAGUGUAUGAUUUUUAAAAUCGAGGUGUUUAACCUACCAGAUGAGAGAUUUCCCAGCCAGGUUUAGCAGUGUGCCCCUUAGAACCAGAGGGUGAGCCCCUGCCUGGCAGACGAGCUGCCCCACCUCCUCCCCUCCACUGGGCCCAGCUGUCCCCGCCCAGAGCCUGCAGGUGCUGGACAGGACAGGCAGCAGGGACUCGGCAGCGGCGAUGGAUGACAAGGGCAUGGGCUGUGCCCUGUCGGGCCUGGACACCGCUGGAGUCAGGCUCUGCUGUCUGAGAGAGCUCAGCUGGAGCCCAUGUGCAAACAGGCGGGGGUUCCCUCCACACCGCAUAGCAAUCUUAGUCCCCUCGGCCAUGCUGAGCCACAGUGGAGGGUCAGGUGGCAGUGGCUGUGGUGUUCCUUAUUAAAGGACUAUCCGAGUA
Messenger RNA from Cavia porcellus (domestic guinea pig), 2458 nucleotides. RefSeq names its product hyaluronan binding protein 4 (gene Habp4). The transcript has 8 exons. Lineage: Eukaryota; Metazoa; Chordata; Mammalia; Rodentia; Caviidae. Gene Ontology annotation, biological process: positive regulation of translational initiation; positive regulation of RNA splicing. The record is from RefSeq and is a predicted model, not a curated record. Gene Ontology annotation, molecular function: RNA binding. Bases 190 to 1389 code for a protein of 399 amino acids. Gene Ontology annotation, cellular component: cytoplasm; nucleus.